CCCAGCCGCCAGCCAGCCCCGCCAGCCCCGCGGCCCCGGCCGGAGGAGACAGAUCUUCUAGCUGCUCGAUGGGGAGUCACAGAAGGUCUCCUGUGUGUGUCAGCUCCCCACCUCUCUGUAGCAAGAGAAGUGACUGCAGCGCCUCCACAGUCAUGAUGAUGAAACUGGUAUUAACUGAGUGGUCCUUAUGGAUUUUUAACUCUAACUCACAGUGAGCCAGCAAGCCAUAUGUUUACAGUCCAACCAAAAACCCUUCUGUGUUGCUGCACGCCUCGUGUGAGAAGUUAAGACGCCUGUUGGUACAGAGUGGAAUACAAGAGUUACUUGUCGGAAUGCACUUGCAGCAGAACGAGAAGACGUCUUAAUUUAUCGUUGGAGAGAGAUGAUAGUAUUAUUUAUAUAGGUAGAAUAUAUAUAUAUAUAUAUAUACACACAUAUAUAUUUUGGUGGUAAUGAAAAUGGCUCCGCAGAAUGCCGACUCGGAAUCUAUGCAAGUACAAGAGCUGCCUGUGCCCCUGCCGGACCCUCAGAAACCCAGAGACCCAGAGGCUGAGACCCAAGAGGAGACCAUCAGUGAGGGAUCCAUAGACAGAAUCCCCACACGCCUAUGGGUCAUGCACGGGGCAGUGAUGUUUGGCAGGGAAUUCUGUUACGCCAUGGAGACAGCACUGGUCACACCCAUACUGUUACAGAUAGGCCUCCCUGAGCAGUACUACAGCCUCACCUGGUUCCUGAGCCCUGUCCUUGGUCUCAUCUUCACACCACUCAUCGGCUCUGCAAGUGACCGCUGUACCCUGAGUUGGGGCCGCCGGCGGCCCUUCAUCCUCGUGCUGUGUGUGGGGGUCCUCAUCGGUGUUGCACUUUUCCUCAACGGCUCUGCCAUCGGUCUGGCGCUUGGCGAUGUUCCUAACCGGCAGCCCAUUGGCAUUGUCCUCACGGUGCUGGGAGUGGUGGUCCUGGAUUUCAGUGCUGAUGCAACUGAGGGGCCCAUCCGUGCCUACCUGCUGGAUGUGGUAGACAGCGAGGAGCAAGAUAUGGCCCUCAACAUCCACGCCUUCUCUGCUGGCCUUGGUGGGGCCAUCGGCUAUGUGCUGGGUGGGCGGGACUGGACACAGACCUUCCUGGGUGACUGGUUCCGGACACAGAACCAAGUGCUGUUCUUCUUUGCCGCCGUCAUCUUCUCUGUGUCCGUGGCGCUGCAUCUCUUCAGCAUAGAGGAGGAGCAGUACAGCCCACAGCAGGACCGCAGUCCUGACGAUGCCACCCUGCCCAGCACCAGUGCCCUGCCCAGCACCUCGGCCCCCGCUACCCGCCUCAGCUCCCUGGGCGGGGGCGUAGAGGACGGCAGCCCCCCGUUCCCAGAUGAGGUGCAGUCGGAGCACGAGCUGCCCUUGGACUACCUCGAUGUGGACAUGGUGCGCAGCAAGAGUGACUCCGUGCUGCACAUGCCUGACGCUGCCCUGGACAUGGAGCCCGAGCUGCUCUUCCUGCACGGCAUAGAGCCCUCCAUCUUCCAUGACGCUUCCUGCCCCAGCACCCCCCGGAGCACCAGCCAGGAGCUCCUGAGGGCCAAGCUGCCUCGCCUGUCCACGUUCCUCAGGGAGUCCACCAAGGAGGACGACACCUUGCUUGAUAAUCACUUGAAUGAAGCUAAAGUCCCAAAUGGGAGAGGUUCCCCACCAAUGGAUUCAUUCGGUAACCGCUCUAAAGUGGAAUUGAAGCCUUCAGCCACAUCUGGUUCCAUGAGGCGGCGCAGGCACACGUUCCACAGACAGGCUUCUAGCACCUUCUCCUACUAUGGUAAGAUUGGGUCCCACUGCUACCGCUACCGCCGGGCCAACGCAGUGGUCCUGAUCAAGCCAUCUCGAAGCAUGAGUGACCUGUAUGACCUGCAGCAGCGCCAGCGAUCCCGGCACCGCAACCAGAGCGGGGCCACUGCCUCCAGUGGGGACACGGAGAGCGAGGAGGGCGAGACGGAGACCACUGUGCGCCUGCUGUGGCUGUCCAUGCUAAAGAUGCCCAAGGAGCUGAUGCGGCUGUGCCUCUGCCACCUGCUCACCUGGUUCUCCGUCAUCACAGAGGCUGUCUUCUAUACUGACUUCAUGGGCCGGGUUAUCUUCGAAGGGGACCCCCAGGCCUCCUCCAACUCUACCAAGUGGCACGACUACAAUGCCGGCGUGAAGAUGGGCUGCAGGGGCCUGGUCAUCUACGCUGCUACUGGUGCUAUCUGCUCAGCCUUGCUACAGAAGUACCUGGACAACUACGACCUGAGCAUCAGGAUCAUCUAUGUGCUGGGGACUCUGGGCUUCUCCGUGGGCACCGCUGUGAUGGCCAUGUUUCCCAACGUCUAUGUGGCCAUGAUCACCAUCAGUACUAUGGGCAUCAUCUCCAUGAGCAUCUCCUACUGCCCCUACGCCCUCCUAGGGCACUACCAUGACAUCAAGGAGUACGUUCACCACAGUCCCGGGAACUCCAAGCGUGGAUUUGGCAUCGACUGCGCCAUCCUCUCCUGCCAGGUCUACAUCUCCCAGAUCCUGGUUGCAUCUGCCCUUGGGGGCGUGGUCGACGCUGUAGGGACUGUCCAUGUCGUCCCUGUGGUGGCCUCAGUGGGCUCUUUCCUGGGCUUCCUGACAGCCACAUUCCUGGUGAUCUACCCCGAGGUGUCAGAGGAGGCCAAGGAGGAGCAGAAAGGCCUGUCCGCAGGGCCCACUGGCGAAGGCGAGGGCGGAGCAGGCAGUGAGAAGCCCACUGUGCUGAAGCUGUCUCGGAAGGGGGGCCCUCGGGGACCAGUGGAGACAGAGUCCAUGGUGUGAGCCCCAGCUGGCACAUUCCAUGCCGGAGGGCAGGUGGACUGGGGACUGUGCUUGCCGACACUGUGUGAGCUGAAGUUCCUUCCCAGAGCGCAGUUCAAGUUCAGUAGGUGUUAGGUGUAGGGUAGGUUUGAGCUAUUAGGCAAAAAUAUCACACUAAUUACCUUUCCCACAAUUGAAAAAAAAAUCAUUUGAAAUCUUUUUUUAUUGAAAAAACUUAAUUUCAGCUGUCUUUUAUUCUGCAGGUAUUCCAUUCUGCAUGUUUUAAACUGUGAACCAUUCACAGUAUAGUCAAUAAGCAAUUUAGAAAAUGUAAAGGGUCUGCAUUUCUAAAACAGUAACUGAAAGAGCAGAAACCCGGACUCCCUUGGCAGGUGUCAUCUGAAGGCAGCAGACAGCAGUGCAGUGUUGAGAUUGCCCAGCAGGUGUCCCGAGGGCUCCUCCACAUCACGCUGGCACUGCAGUGCCUCGGAGCAUUUUUCUCUGUUUAUUUUAGAAACGGUAUUUUCUUUUUCAUAACUGUGGUUUUCUUAGAACAGCGUCUCUAGCGAAUUGGGUCCACAACCCUGUGCACAGCUGUCAGUGCCUGAGACCACACACCACAGCUGGGGAAGGGCCCCAGAGCUGUUUGAGCAGAAGGUGGCCAUUCCCAGAGCAGCCUUCAGACACCCCGCCCAGGGACAGCACAGGUCAGGAGUUCUGAACGUGAACUGGCAUUGGGCCUCCUGCGUGCUUGCGUGUGAGUUUGUCUGUGCCCAGCUCCUUCCCACAUGCUCCUCCCCAGAGACCACCACAGGGCAGCCGUUGGCUCUGUGCGACACUUCAGUUUGUCUCUGCGCCUUUGACUGGGAAUCCAGGCCCAGAGCUCCAGGUGAGCACUAGCCCCUGAGUCCUGCUGCAAGGCUACCUCGAGAGUGUGGGGAACAGGGAACGUGAGGGUGCCGAGGCCUACCUCCCUGCCAUAUUGGUGACACUUGUCCUCGCUGGAACCUAACUGAAAUCUUGUGACCUCAUCACCUGCUCCUGCUGAUGGCCACGGGAAUGAGAACGAAGGCAAAGAGAAGCAAGUGUCUGCCUGGGCAGGAGGGCCAGUGACCCAAGAGCCCAGCACGGUUUCCAGUUUCUGCACAUGAGCAAAACUUGGGCCUCAGGGAAGCAGGCUCCUCAGAUGCUGCAGCUGUGGGAAAAUACUUUUCAAACCAUGAUCUCUGUCAAAAACACCACAGUCGUGUCUCUUCACUUGUGAAACAGUUAGUCUGCACUCAGGAGAGGGGAGGGCCUCCCUCCCUGGAUGAUAACAGAUGAAGUCAAACCAUCCCUUGCUGCCUGACUGGUGUUUUACACAAAGAACUUUACAGUGCAUGAGAGUCAUGCUGCAAUGUGAGCAUUCUAUCGAAAAUAUAGACCGUAUAUAUUUCAAGAUGAGAGUAAGCCGUUUUUAAAUAAAUUACUUGAAUUUUCUGUGUAUUCAAAGGAAUGCUGUGUUUAACAUUCUUGGCAAGCCUCGGUCUUGCCACAUUCCCACACUGGUGGCGCUUUGUAGUUUGUAGUGUUUUGUGUCUGGGAGCAAAGGUGUGUGCUCAGGAUAUCUUUCACCUGCCUAGGCCUGCAGAGGACCGGCUUCACCUUCCAGUGCUUUCUGUGUUGCCAGGUGAGAAUAGCAUUGCAAACCUCCGUUUCGGAUGGGAGAAGUUGGACUACCAAGCAGAGUCCCCACACUGAGCCCUCCAGCCAGCCAGGCCCCAUCAGUUGGGUGAUCUGUCCCUCUGGGGACGCAAGCGCCGCUGGAUUCUUCUCUUGAGUCGGUGUUCUUGGCAGGUGGCUUUAAGAGGGUGUCCCUCCCUCUCUCCUGAGAGCUCUGGUCCAUGAUAGGGCCCACAGCCCCUGUUUGCACGUGCCCUGCCUUUCCACCAUGCCGUAGGAAGAAGAGGGAAGCGGGAGCGCUGAGAACAGUAAGUGGGCAACCCUGGAAUCCUCACACCAAGUGUGGGUCUUAGGAGACUGCAUGGUGCUCAGAGCACCCCCACCCACAGGCUCAGGCCAUGUUUACUGACAUUGGAUGUCGGAGCAGAGACCAGACCCACAGGAGGAAGAGAUACAGGGCUGCCACAUGCAGUCUGCCAGCCCUCAGAUGCUAGCCUCCAUGCACCAUACGAAGUAGCACAAGGACACUUGGUGGUCAUGGCACAGGCCUUGGCAGCUGACACCCUGGAAGAAGAGUCAGCUAGAAGAGUGACUGUUCGUUGCUGUCAGGUUAGGCUGCACGUUGGUUGUUUUAAAGACCUGAGCCUGUUAGAUGCUUGCAUCAAAAGCCUGCUGUCUGUGGGUCUGGUCAGGGUGCAGCAGGGUUGCUGUCUGGGCUUCCUUGCAGAUAAAGUGAGCCGUGGGCCUCAAGGUGGGUGUCCAAUCGGGGAUAGGAAAAUAGCAGGCCCUUUUGCCUAGCCCUUCCCUCUCUGGGAGAUUACUCUGAGAUGGCACAAGAAGCCAAGGGAAGACUGGCAUUACAGGGUGAUACCAAAGUCUGUACUGCUCAGACAAACCCAAGAGUUUCUGUUUUCUGAUCUGGCUGUCCAUUCAGCAGCCUUGGGUAGUGAGAUCCCAGAGAGUGCCUGAGUAGCUCCUCUGUGAGGACCUAGGGGACUGGCAGGGUCAAGAUGAUGCCCACUAGGUGGCCAGUGCUGAGGAUGCAACACGGAGUUAGCUUUGUAGCGCCUUGGGGCCUGGACUGCAUGCAAGUGCCAUGUAGGAAUUCACUGUCCAAGGCUACAGAAUGCACACAGGUUACUGUAGAAGGCAGUGAUGAUCGUCUGAACCCUGCUUUGUUGCCUGUGAAAGUCAACUACCAGUUAUUUUAGGAGAUACCUCUUAAGAUGUGCAGGCCAAGUAUACCUGUGCAAGAGUAUGAGCUGCUAGGAAGGGGUCCAGCCUACUUGUGGCGGGGAGCAGAAUGGCAUGGCGGUACUCCCCAGGGUCUGCAGUCCUCAGACUCCCACCCUUGAUAUCCUUAGGGCUCUGUGAGGGCUGCUUCGGGAGAAGUUGGGAGGGAGAGCCCAGGACCUUGUUGGUAGCCUGAAGUGGUUAGGAUAUCAUAGAAAGUGCUGUGGCCCCUCCAGCAGCAGCAGCCAGGGCACCCAUUGUCUCAUCUCCCUGGUGCCCCUGGCUUGUGCCACCCUGGAGUGGAUGGCUGGUGACCUGUGUGCUGCAACCAUGGCCACAUUCGCCACAGGUCAGUGUUGUGAAACACCAUCUGCUCAGACUGGACACUCAACUCCCCACGCGCCAGAUGCCAUGACUUCCCAGCUGUCUGCCUCUACCUGAGCCUCUUCUCUUCAGCCACCCAACACCUGGAGCGCACAGGUGGGUGGUCCUCCCACGGCUGUCACCAGAAAUGGGCUCAGCCCUGUGCAUGUGAGCAGUGCUUCCAAGAGUGCCUGGGGACCGCCCGGCAUCGCAGCCUUGCCACCAGUUUAUCCCAGAUUGAACUGACUGUUAAACGUGACAAGCAGGAGAUGGACACUCAGCAGCUCUUGUCACCACCUCAUGAACAGCCAGCAUCACCAUCGUGGCUGAAGCCUGAGAUGGCCCCUUGGAUGGCCACUCUUGAGCCUCCAGGAGAGCUAAGCAUCCUCUGGGAGCCCCGCCCCCAAAGCCUGCCAAAGGUCGUGUGCUGGGAUAUGUAGCCGGCCACUGCACAGCUGUUGGAAAGGCUUCAGCACAGGGGUACUCCCCAGGCACCUCGGAGCAAAACUAUUUAGUUCCUUUGAGAACUGGAAACAGGACAACUGUUAUCAACUUAUUAAGUUGGAGCACUGUAAUAGCUCUUGCUGAUUUUAGCAAUGGUCAAGUGUGUGUUAAACACAUAAUGUUAUAUUUUAUGAGGAAACUUAAGAGUACUAACACACGGCUGUGUUUUUCAUUAGGUGGAUGUUUAGUCUGCUCUGUCCAGAGUCCGGGGGCUUUGUCUGUUCUUUGUCACAUGCUGGGUCACUGGUCCCUGUACACAGUUGAGUGUGUAUGGCCUGACUUCUUCCUGCCAGGCUAGUGCCUCCCCUGCCUCUAUUCCUGUUACGCUGUGGUUGACUAAAUAAACGUUAUCAUUACA
Messenger RNA from Mesocricetus auratus (golden hamster), 6912 nucleotides. It is a transcript of the gene Slc45a4, whose product is annotated as solute carrier family 45 member 4. Gene Ontology annotation, cellular component: membrane. The coding region runs from base 453 to 2813 and encodes 786 amino acids. Gene Ontology annotation, biological process: transmembrane transport. The transcript is spliced from 8 exons. NCBI's taxonomy places the organism in Eukaryota, Metazoa, Chordata, Mammalia, Rodentia, Cricetidae. Gene Ontology annotation, molecular function: sucrose:proton symporter activity. The record is from RefSeq and is a predicted model, not a curated record.